CCUACAAAGAGACAGCCCCCCUUCAGAACAUUCAGUCACACACAGCAUCAACACGAGAGAAACAAAGAAGAAAGGACAGGAAAAUGUCAAGCCGUCAGAUUUUCUGCUCAGAUCUGGCUUUGAAUACAGAGAGGGACCAACAGAAAACAUAUAAAGAGAGAAGAGGGACAGAGAACUUCAUGGACUCUGUCUGCAGUAUGGACCAACCAGCAAUGAAGGUCUUCCACUUUAAAGACCAGGAGCAGUCGUCCAGCCUACUGCUGCAGCUGAACAGACUCAGGCAGGAGAACAUCCUGACUGACGUGUGGCUGUGUUCAGAUCACACCGAGAUCCCCUGUCAUCGCAACGUCUUGGUCUCCAGCAGCCCCUACUUCAGAGCCAUGUUCUGCAACAACUUCUUAGAGAGACAGCAGACAAAGAUCAACAUAAAGGGCAUCACAUCAAACAUUCUGAGCAGCAUCAUUGACUAUGUUUACACAGGACUCAUUAGCAUUAGCUUUGAGAUUGUUCUGCCUUUGAUGCAGGCGGCAUCCAUGUUGCAAUAUGGCCGACUCUUUGAGGCCUGUUCAGUUUUCCUGCAGGAGCAGCUGAGCCCCGACAACUGCCUGAGCAUGAUAAGACUCUCUGAGAUCAUGAUCUGCAACAGUCUGAGAGACAAAGCCAAAGAGAUGGCCAUGAAGAGCUUCUCGGACGUGUCAGUGUCCGAGGAUCUGUGCGAGCUCUCCUUACCUGAGCUCAUGGGAUACCUGGAGGAUGACAGUCUUUGCGCCGAGGAGGAGCAGGUGUUUGAGACUCUUGUUGCCUGGAUCCACCACGAUCCUUUAUCAAGACGCGGCGCCAUCAGUGACCUUUUCAAGAAAGUUCGUCUUCGCCACAUCCACCCCACCUACCUCUUCCAGUUCAUAGCUAACGACCCUCUGAUCCAGUCGUCCACCCUCUGCACCGAGCUCAUCGAAUCCGUAAGACGACUCAUGUUUGCCGUCAGCCCCAAAUGCAUCGACACGGCGGUCGACCUCAAACCUCUAUGGGUGGCACCGAGGCGAUAUUCUUAUCAUGACAUGUUGGUGGUUGUAGGUGGCAGGAAGAACAACGAGCAGACCUCCAGGGAGGCCCUCGUCUUCGAUGAGAGAAGCGAGAAGUGGCAGUGGCUCGCCAAGUUGCCUGUUCGUCUGUAUAAAGCCUCAUACGUCGCUCUCCACAGUGUGUUGUAUGUCAUCGGUGGCCUGAUCACAAACACAAAGUACAGCCAAGUCAGCACAACCGUUUACACACUCUCACUAAAGACCAAUCAGUGGAGGACAGCAGAGCCCAUGUUGGAGCCUCGCUUUGCCCACCAGAGUGUCUCCUACCUCCACUUCAUCUUCGUGUUGGGCGGCCUCGGCACUGACAUGCAGCUGACGGGCAGCGUGGAGAGGUUCAACAGCAUGUUCAACCAAUGGGAGACGAUGGCGCCCAUGCCCGAGGCCGUGCUGCACCCUGCGGUGGCUGCAACUAACCAAAGGAUCUAUGUGUUUGGAGGAGAGGAUGCCAUGCAGAACCCUGUCAGGAUAAUACAAGUGUAUCACAUUGCCAGGAACAUGUGGUCAAAGAUGGAGAACAGAACAGUGAAGAAUGUGUCGGCUCCCGCUGCAGUUUUAGACGACAAAAUCUACAUCAUUGGAGGAUACACGAGGAGAAUGAUCGCAUACGACACCAAGGCUAACCGCUUCAUCAAGUGCGCCAACCUGAAGGAGAGAAGGAUGCACCACUCUGCCACCGUCCUCAACAACAAACUCUACGUCACCGGCGGACGUCACAUCAACGGCCAUGAUGUCAUCGAGGACUUGGACAGUUUUGAAUGCUACGACCCAAAGACAGACACUUGGACAUCUAAAGGGACUCUGCCUUAUAAACUGUUUGACCACGGCUCCCUGACUCUGACGCACGUGUCACCGACGAGGGCAAAAUCCUAACUGCAGUGCAUUCAUACUAGAGUCCUAGUAUUUUCAACCACCUUUUUUUUCAAA
This is a messenger RNA of Labrus mixtus (cuckoo wrasse), 2006 nucleotides long. RefSeq names its product kelch-like protein 38. NCBI's taxonomy places the organism in Eukaryota, Metazoa, Chordata, Actinopteri, Labriformes, Labridae. Bases 84 to 1952 code for a protein of 622 amino acids. The record is from RefSeq and is a predicted model, not a curated record. The transcript is spliced from 5 exons. Gene Ontology annotation, molecular function: protein binding.